AUGGAGUGUAGAGAAAAAUUGGGGCAAAAGGUUAUUCCAUUAUUCUAUAAUGUUGAUGCUUCAGAUGUCCGGAAACAAACUGGUAGUUUUGCACAAGCAUUUGAGAAACAUGAAGCGGGCAUCUGUGAAGGUAAACUUGAGAAAGAAAAGGUACAGCAGUGGAGAAAUGCUCUCACCCAAGCUGCAGAUUUGUGUGGGGAAGAUCUUAAAAAUACUUACAAUGGGCAUGAAGCAGAGCUUAUCAAGAAAAUUAUUGGGGAGGUUAAUAAACAGUUGCACAGCCAAUACAAAUUAGACAUCGAACACCCAGUUGGAAUUACUUCUCGGUUGUGGGAUUUGAGUGAUCAGUUAGACAUUGAAUCAGGUUCUAAAGAUGUUCGCAUGAUUGGUAUUUGGGGGAUGGGCGGCAUUGGAAAAACAACGCUUGCCAAAGCCAUUUAUAACAAGUUUGAACGUAGCUUUGAAGGUAGGAGUUUCCUUGCAAACGUGAGGGAGGUAAUUGUAAACCAAGCCAUUAAUGGUCUGGUUGGUUUGCAAGAAAAACUUCUAAAUGAUAUCUUGAAAAGCAAGGAGGCGAUAAAGGUUGGUUCUGUUGAUGUAGGGAUCACUAUGAUACAAGAAAGACUUCGUUGCAAAAGAGCACUUGUCAUAAUCGACGAUGUAGCUUCAAUACAGCAAGUAAAAGCAAUAGCUAGAGAUCGUGAUUGGUUUGGACCUGGAAGCCGGAUUAUUAUAACAACAAGAGAUCAACAUUUGCUAGAGCAAAUUGGAGUGGAUAGCACGUAUCCCGCUGAAGAAAUGGAUGAGGAAGAAGCUAUAGAGCUCUUCAGUUGGCAUGCCUUCAAAAGAGAUUAUCCUAAUCAGGAAUAUCUUGACCUCUCAAAACGUGUAAUUCAUUACUGUCAGGGUUUGCCACUAGCACUUGAAGUUUUGGGGUCUUUUCUGAAUAAAAGAACCACAUCAGAGUGGGAAAGCCAAUUGGAGAGAUUGGAAAGAAGUCCUCAUGAAACAAUUACAAAAAUACUCAGAAUAAGCUUUGACGGGCUACCUAGCCAUACAGACAGAGAUAUAUUCCUUGAUAUAUCUUGUUUCUUUAUUGGAAUGGACCAGGACUAUGUCACACAAAUAUUAGAUGGAUGUGGCUUUUCUGCAACGCUAGGAAUCCCUAUCCUCAUUGAACGGUGCCUUGUAGAUGUUAGUGAGGAAAACGAGUUGAUGAUGCAUGAUUUGCUUAGAGAGAUGGGAAGAGAGAUCGUUCGUGAAAAAUCUGGCCGUGAUGACCCUAAAAAAUUUAGUAGAUUGUGGAAUCACGAAGAUGUCACAGAUGUAUUGAGAGAUGAAUCUGGAACUGAAGCAAUUGAAGGACUUGCUCUAGAUUUGCAAAGCUCUGACAAGGCUAGUUUCAGUGCAGCAACAUUUACCAAUAUGAAAAAACUGAGAUUACUCCACUUCAACAAUGUAGAGCUCACUGGAGAGUACAAUAUCUUCCCCAAAAAGCUAACAUGGUUGUGCUGGCAUGGAUUCCCUUUAGACUCCAUACCAGAUGACUUUCCUAAUCAACCGAAACUAGUUGCUUUAGACUUGCAGUAUAGCAAACUCAAAAUAGUUUGGAAGGAUUGCAAGUUUCUUGAGAAGUUGAAAAUCAUUAAUCUCAGUCAUUCCCAUUGCCUAAAAGAAUCACCAGACCUUUCAAAACUCUCAUGUCUCGAGGAAUUGAUAUUGGAAGACUGUACGAGUUUGUCUGAGGUUCAUUCAUCCAUAGGGGAUCUUGGAAGACUUUCUGUGGUAAAUCUUCAAGACUGCAACAUGCUAAAGGAUCUUCCACUGAAUUUCUAUAAUUCCAAGUCUAUUAAAACUCUUCUAAUUAAUGGUUGUUCAAGAUUUGAAAACUUGGCUGAUGGCUUAGGGGACAUGAUAUCAUUGACAACUCUGGAAGCAGAAAACACAGCCAUAAGACAAAUACCAUCUUCCAUAGUAAAAUUGAAGAACUUGGAAAUUUUAUGGGUAUGUGAGGUGACAAGGUCGCCAUCAACGAAUCUUUUGCCCCCUUCUUUACAUGGUUUAAGCUCGUUAAGAGAAUUAGUUCUUGAAGGCUGUAGUCUAACCGAGGAUGCAAUCCCUAAUGAUCUCUGGAGCCUAAUUUCCUUAGAAAAUUUAGAUCUUGUAGACAAUGAUUUUCAUAGCCUACCAAGCCUCAGUGGUCUUUCAAAGCUUGAAAUUUUAUCUUUAGACGGCUGCUUAAAUCUUUGUGCAAUCCCAGAUUUACCAACAAAUUUGAAAGUUCUGGAAGCAGCUGGCUGCACAGGAUUGGAAAAAAUGCCAGAUUUUUCAGAAAUGUCAAAUAUGAGAGAAUUGUAUCUAAGUGGUUCUUACAAACUCACCGAGAUUCCAGGCCUGGAUAAGUCAUUAAACUCCAUGACACGGAUUCAUAUGGAAAGUUGCAUGAAUCUCACUGCUAAUUUUAGGAAGAACAUCCUACAGGGAUGGACUUCUUGCGGAUAUGGUGGCAUUGUUCUGGAUGGAGAUGAUAUUCCUGAUUGGUUCGACAGUGUCCAUGAGAAUAAUAUUUUGGAUUUCAAUGUUCCUCAAAGUGUUGGUCGUAAUUUUAAAGGGUUAACUUUGUCCUUCGUUUACUCUUCAGACUUGGACAAUGAAAUUCCUGUUGUCAUUAGCAUUACAGACUUGACCCAGUGUACUGUUUUUGAAGCCCGGAUCACAGAUAUAGCAGAACAAUAUGACUAUGAACUUGGAAAUCAUUAUGUUUGGCAGGGACAGUUAUCAAACGACGAGCUCAAAUUGCAAGACGGUAAUCAAGUCUUUAUUCAGAUAAUGCCUCAAGAUAAUUGUGUAAAGGUGAAGAAAACAGGUGUUAGCCUGGUAUGGGACAAAUUUAUGAACGAAAAUAUGACUGAAUAUGAUCUUUGUGGGUAUCAACGUCGCCCAUAUCAAAAGGCAGGACCAAGCCAUGAUAUCUCUGAUGACUCCAUUGAUCUCAAAAAUGAUAAUGGCAUAACGGAAUCACAACACUUUUCAGAACUCCCAUAUCUCGAAGACUGCAACAAUGAUUUUCAUAAGGAUCUCAGUUGCGUAAUUUCCCCAAUAGAUUUAGAUCUUAGAGGCAAUGAUUUUCAUAGCCUAAUUCUAUUCUCCAGUGGUCUUUCAAAUCUUCAAACUUUGUGUUUAAAUGACUGCAUACAUCUUCGUGCAAUCCAAGAUUUGCCAACACGUUUGAAAGUUCUGAAAGCAUCUGGCUGCACAGGAUUGGAAACAAUGCCAGAUUUUUCAAAAAUGUCGUAUAUGAGAGAACUGUAUCUAAAUGACUCGCUCAAACUCACUCAGAUUCCAGGUUUGGAUAAGUCAUUAAACUCCAUGACAAGGAUUCAUAUGGAAGGCUGCACCAAUCUCACUACUGAUUUUAGGAAGAACAUCCUACAGGGAUGGAGUUCUUGCGGAUAUGGUGGAAUUUUUCUGAAUGGAAUUUAUGAUAUUCCUGAGUGGUUCGAGUUGGUCGAUGAUGUGGACAAUCAAGUCUACUUUGAAGUUCCUGCUGGUCGUGAUUUAAAAGGGUUGACUAUAUGCUUCUUUUACUCUUCAGACUACCCAGAACUUGAAGAUUCUCAAGGUCCUAUUCGCAUUACAGUUAAAAAUCUUACCAAACAAACUGCUUUGCACGCAAGGAUAGCAUUUGCCUCAGUAAAAACUUCAAGAGAACCAGAAGACCAUUAUCUUUGGCAGGGACAAUUGUCAAACGAUGUGCUCUGUUUGCAAGGCGGAGACAAGAUCUCCAUUCUAGUAAGGCCUCUGGUUGAUUUUGUGAGAGUGAAGAAGACAGGGGUUUAUCUAGAAUGGGACAAACUCAUGAAGGAAAAUAUGCGUAAUCCUGAUCCUCAUUUGUAUGAUUUGGAAACAAAUCGGAUUUUUUCCGGGGGAGUUGCUGAUGGGGCAGGAUGGAGCCAUGACGCAUCUGUUCCCACUAAUCAAUCGAAUGCUGUAGAUGAACCAUUAGCAGUGGAGGGGUGUUUAGCGCGUCUUAAAACUUGCUUGAACUUCAUUCCAACCAGCUUCAGGGAUAAAUCCCAAUUUUAUGGACACAUCGGAUGGCUGGAGACCCAUGGCACCUGGCCAAUGCUUCAAAUCAUAGACUUAGCUCACAACAAUUUCAAUGGGGAAAUACCAGGAAGAUCUUUGAGAACAUGGCAGGCAACGCUGGCAAACCAAGUUGUGAGCAAAGACAUGGAGAUGGUUUUAUUAGUAAAGAUUUUAACUAUCUUCACUGCGAUAAACUUCUUGUGCAACAAAUUCAGUGGACAAAUAACUGAGGAGAUAGGAGGAUUCAAAUCAUUGUACAUCCUCAACUUGUCCAACAAUGCUUUCACAGGUGCAAUCCCACCAUCGUUAAGUAACAUGCGAAAACUCGAGUCAUCAGAUCUCUCAGUGAACAGCCUGAGCGGGCAAAUUCCAGCAGAGUUUGCAAAGUUCACUUUCCUCUCGUUUUUGAAUCUCUCAAACAAUCACUUGGUUGGCAGGAUCCCACACAGCACUCAGUUUUCAACAUUGCCAAAAUCUUCCUUCGAGGGAAACAAGGAUUUACGGGGGCCUCCUUUGACAGCAGAUGACAUAGCUGCAGGGUUUUCACCACCGCUAAUGUCCAAUGGAAGGCGUGUUCCAAAUUCUGUCCAUGAUCAGAUUGAUUGGGAAGUGUUGAAAUUGGAUAUAUUGUUGGCCUUGGAGUUGCCAUUGGGUCCCUUGUGUUUUGCAAGGGAUGAACUAGUAUUUCAAAGCUGGGGAGGGCAUUGUCUUUUAGAUAUUUCCUCAUCUGGACAAAGCAAAUAG
Prunus armeniaca (apricot) is the source of this 4833-nucleotide messenger RNA. Lineage: Eukaryota; Viridiplantae; Streptophyta; Magnoliopsida; Rosales; Rosaceae. The record is from the annotation of a GenBank genome assembly.